AAUUUAGAAAUUUCAUUUUAUCCCCCUCAAUUUUCCAUAUUUGCUCUCUUUCCCAAAUUCAAAGCACUAUAUUAAUUUCUUCUCACAUUUUAUCUUCUUCUUCAUCACCGCUCCUCCAAGAUCGAAUAAGCCUUAGCCAUUUUUCUGUCUUUAAUUCGUUGCGAUGGGUCAGAUCCAAUACUCUGAGAAAUACUUUGAUGAUAUCUAUGAGUACAGGCAUGUGGUACUUCCUCCUGAAGUGGCGAAACUUCUCCCCAAGAAUCGUCUUCUUUCUGAAAAUGAAUGGCGAGCAAUUGGUGUUCAGCAAAGCCGUGGAUGGGUUCAUUACGCAAUUCAUCGCCCAGAGCCGCAUAUAAUGUUGUUCAGAAGGCCACUCAAUUAUCAACAGCAGCAAGAGAAUCAAGCACAGCAGCAGAUUCUGGCCAAGUAAUUGGUUUAUUAUCCUUUUCUUUUAGAUAUACUAAUGAGAAAUAUCUCACUACAAAUCAAAACAAAAAAAACAAAAAAACAAAAAAAUCAGGUGUUUGUGGUUUGUUGUGUAGUGCAGUUUCCUUCUCCAAUUUGGAGAAGCUCUGUGGCCCAGUUAGAUCUGUCAUAGUCAUAAGCCCCCACCAUCGUUGAUGAAUUUGUGGUUUUAAAUUGCUUUGGUAUAAAUAUGGUUCUUAUCUUCUCCUGUUCUU
Molecule: messenger RNA, 680 nt
Organism: Benincasa hispida (wax gourd)
Lineage: Eukaryota; Viridiplantae; Streptophyta; Magnoliopsida; Cucurbitales; Cucurbitaceae
Product: cyclin-dependent kinases regulatory subunit 1
Molecular function (GO): cyclin-dependent protein serine/threonine kinase regulator activity
Source: RefSeq, a predicted model, not a curated record